Messenger RNA from Mixia osmundae IAM 14324, 903 nucleotides. RefSeq lists its product as uncharacterized. Lineage: Eukaryota; Fungi; Basidiomycota; Mixiomycetes; Mixiales; Mixiaceae. The transcript is spliced from 2 exons. The record is from RefSeq and is a predicted model, not a curated record. The coding region runs from base 1 to 903 and encodes 300 amino acids.
AUGCAAGACCAUCCAAUGACAGACAAGAGCGAGCUCGAAUCGCUCUAUGCGGACGACAAACAGACUCGCUAUCCCGAUUUCCUUGCAAAAUUAGACGAGCAGCUCGCCGCAUCCUCGUUGCCUGAGCGACCGCAGCCCACAGCAUACGGCCUCCCUCCUCCUAGUCCUUUCACGUUCGACGAGCUUCUUCGUCGACCGCGGUCUCAAGAGGGACGCUACUCCGCAUUGAGUAAUCCCACAGAGUAUGGCAGACCAGCCGAGCUCAGCAGGACCUUACCUGAGCAUGACUGGAACAAGCACGCAAGAAAGCGCAAGAGGAUGCUCGCUCGCUUUGGACAAGGCGUGUUUGCUCUUCUCGCUGCAGUCUUCAGCAUCACAGGCGCGGUCGCGACACAUCCCGCCACGCCAAGUCCACUCAGAACAGCAGUGACGACCAUUGCUCUCGACUUUCUAGCCAUCUCGUGCGCACUCUGGACAGUUUGGCAUUUCGUCUUGAGGAGUAUCUUCAAAUCCGAUCAGGGCGAAUCCGGCGGUUGCUGUGGCAAACGAGCAAAGCCAGACCGUCGCUCGAUGCAUCACGCACGGCCACCAACCUACUACUCGCAUCUCGGCGGAUCAUCCUACGCCAUGCCCCCCAGCGAUCCCCGCAUAGACGUCGACAUCAAAGCUAGAGCAGCCCGGAGACGGAUCAAACGCACCAUGGUCAACGAUGUGCUCUUCACCAUGGUGUGGAUCGCGUUACUAGUUGGCAUGUUUGCAACGGGCAAGACAUGUACUCCCGGCGCCUUUGCUGGCUUUUGCACGUAUUAUAAUCUCGCACUGACCUGUUCAGUCUUUGUGUCAGCUAGCUUCAUCACGAGCAUCACCCUCGCGGCAUUGGAUUUGAGCCGCAGCAGUGUCUAA